AUGCCGGCGUCGGCCAAGAGAAGCCAGCGCGGCCGGCGCGAUGUGCGCAGCAAGGACAAGGAAAUCGCCGCAGCCGACGUCGAAAGCUCGUCCCCCAGCCGUCCCGCAAAGCGUCGCAAGAGGGCCCGGUCGCCAGACCAAUCCGACAUCAGCAACACCAACAACGCCAGCAGCAGCACCACCCACGGCGCAUCCGCAUCGCAAGCUCCCGAGCCCGAGCCGCCGUCCAGAGCCGAAGACGACCAGCUGGUGGCGCAGGUGACGCAGCAGCUCAAGACACAGCCGGUCCAGGCCAGCAAAGACCACUCCAACGCCAUCCACGAGGCCAACGGCGACGGCGUCAAGGCGUAUGCCAAGGUGGCCGCACAGGACUGGACAUACUACAUCACCAAGCUCAGCGUCCACAUCGGACGCGCACCGGAGGCGGCGCAUGGCGGGGCAGGCGGUGCUGAUGCUGCCCAUGAAGCGGUGCACAUCGACCUCGGCCCCAGCAAGAUGGUGUCGCGCGAGCACGCAUCCAUCUCGUUCAACUCCAAGGACGAGAAGUGGAUGCUCUACGUCAAGGGUCGCAACGGGGCAAAGGUCGAUGGCCAGCCCGUCAAGGCCCAGACAUCACAUGCGCUGACCAGUGGUGAAGUGAUUGAGAUCGGCAACGUCGAGAUGAUGUUUGUGCUUCCGUCAGAGCUGAGUGCACUCCACAUCCACCCGAUCUUCCUCCAGCGGUGCGGACGGGCUCUCGGGACUCCAAAGGCUGCCAACGCGCAGGUUCGCCGCUAUGGCUUGGACACUCCCGCCAAGAUAGAACAGAAGCGACCGGGCACGCCAACCUCGUCUCACGACCGCAACGUUGCAGCGAUUACAAAAUCCCCGGUCGCAGCGAGCACUCCGGGAGGAAUACUGGGAGCCAGCGGCGUAGACCUUAGUCUUGACGAUAAUCAGCACAUGAAACCCCAGUAUAGCUAUGCGCAGAUGAUCACGCAGGCCAUCCUCAAUGCGCCGGACGGCAAGCUCAAUCUCAACGGCAUCUAUAAUUUCAUCAUGAGUAGUUAUUCCUAUUAUCGCCACCAACACGCGGCUGGUUGGCAGAAUUCUAUCCGGCACAAUCUGUCGCUGAACAAAUCCUUCGACAAGGUCGCCCGAACCACCGACGAGCCCGGCAAGGGCAUGAAAUGGCAUAUUGUGCCCGAGGCGCGCGACGAAAUGGUUAGAAAUGCAUACAAGAUUGGCCGCGGCGGGCAUAGAGGGUCGUCGGUGCCGUCAUCGCCGAGCCAGCUGAAUUAUAUUACACACGGCCCUAAGGACAUGCUAGCCAGGGAUCUUCCGUCCGCGCAGAAGCGGCGAGGAUCGCCGCUGAAAUCGCCGCCUCCCCAAUCAUCGCGCCGCGCCUUACAGUCAACGCCGGAUCGCGCAUACGAUCGCCACACCGGCCUCAGCUCCGCUCUGACGGCCGACGGCAGCCCGCUGCCCCGGGCACGAAAGUCAACGACAACCGACUCGCCGCUGCCCGGGUUCCACCCGCAGUCGCCGACGUUGACCUCGUCGUAUCUGCAGGACGACAACCCGUCAUUCGUCACCCCUGCGCCGCCCCGAGUACACCCCAAGCUUGCGCCUCCGAGCACUGCGCAGCGGCCGAGCCAGCACAUGCCGACAAGCUCGCCGGCGCCGUUCUGGAAAUACGCCGACAUUGGCAGCACGCCGCUGAAGCCAAUGGCGCCGUACGAAGUCAGUCCUUCACGAGCAUCUCGAGAGGCUCCCACACGGAGCAGCAGCCCCCCCACGGUUGGCGGCAAGUCACCGCCCAGCAGUCCAUCUCGGCCACAGAAAUUGGGCCAAAAUGAGGCUGCAGAUGCUGGCGAUGAGCCUGAAGAUGAGCAAGGUUUUGACCUGAUGAGGGGAUUUCAAAGUAUAGGCGCAUAUCACGCCCCAGUAGGGAGAGGCGUUUCAAUUGGCGCUGCCCUAAAAGGCGGGUCGUGA
Messenger RNA from Trichoderma gamsii, 1974 nucleotides. RefSeq lists its product as hypothetical. Lineage: Eukaryota; Fungi; Ascomycota; Sordariomycetes; Hypocreales; Hypocreaceae. Gene Ontology annotation, biological process: regulation of transcription by RNA polymerase II. The transcript has 3 exons. Gene Ontology annotation, molecular function: DNA-binding transcription factor activity, RNA polymerase II-specific; RNA polymerase II cis-regulatory region sequence-specific DNA binding; protein binding. The record is from RefSeq and is a predicted model, not a curated record. The coding region runs from base 1 to 1974 and encodes 657 amino acids.